Frankliniella occidentalis (western flower thrips) is the source of this 1120-nucleotide messenger RNA. RefSeq lists its product as uncharacterized. Lineage: Eukaryota; Metazoa; Arthropoda; Insecta; Thysanoptera; Thripidae. Gene Ontology annotation, biological process: carbohydrate metabolic process. The record is from RefSeq and is a predicted model, not a curated record. Gene Ontology annotation, molecular function: beta-glucosidase activity.
CGCGACCCGCGGCUUAGAAGUACUUGCGCAGAGCGUCGGUGCGCACCGCACAGGCCGCCCCCCGAGCAUACACUCACCCAAGAGCAAGAUCCGUGAAUCGUCAGCGAGAUGCUGGUCGUCGCCGUCCUCGCCCUCACUGUGGCGUCCGCCCUGGUGCCGGCGGCGCUCGCGGGGCCGUCGGGCCCCGUCUCCAGCCCGCUCGCUGGCCACCCGCGCCCGGCCGCGGUAGCGGCGGCCUCCACCCGCGAGGACUCCGACGAGGCCCUCGCCAUCCCCGCCGGCUUCAUCAUCGGCGCGGGGUCGUCGGCGUACCAGGUCGAGGGCGCCUGGAACGUGAGCGGGAAAGGUGUGAGCACCUGCGAUCGGACCUACGGCAACCGUUCGGACGGCGGCGGCAACGUGGCCUGCGACAUGUACCACCACUACAAGGAAGACGUGGAGAUGCUCAAGAUCAUGGGGGCGACCGCCUUUCGCUUCUCCAUCGCCUGGGCGCGCCUGCUGCCCACCGGGGAGGGCGACAACGUCAACCCGGACGGCGUCCGCUACUACAACGCGCUCAUCGACGCCCUCCUGGAGGCCAACAUCCAGCCCGUGGUGACGUUGUGGCACGUGGACAUCCCAGUGACCCUCGAAGACGCCUUCGGGGGCUUCUACGACAUCAAGAUCGUCGACUACUUUGAGACGUACGCCAGGACGGCAUUCAAAUACUUCGGCAACAAGGUCAAACUGUGGACGACCAUAAACGAGCCGCACAUGUUCUGCGUCUAUGGCGCGGGAAAGGGACGCAUGGGCGCCACCAUCAUCAAGCCCGGCAUCAGCGAGUACCGGUGCGGCCACCACAUGCUGCUUGCGCACGCCAAGGCCUACCAGAUCUACCGCCAGGAGUUCUACCCCACUCAGAAGGGUCGGGUCGGCUUCUCGCUGGACAACUACUACACCAAGCCCUGCAGCCUGGACUACGACGACGUCGCGGCCGCGGAGCGCCACCAGCAGUUCGAGCUGGGCUGGUUCUUGGACCCCAUCCUGGGCGACAGGGGCGACUACCCUCCCGUGAUGCGGGAGAGGGUGCCCGCCGAGAGGCUGCCGGCCUUCACCCCCGAGCAGAGCGCCAUGCUGAAGG